Molecule: messenger RNA, 4088 nt
Organism: Ictidomys tridecemlineatus (thirteen-lined ground squirrel)
Lineage: Eukaryota; Metazoa; Chordata; Mammalia; Rodentia; Sciuridae
Source: RefSeq, a predicted model, not a curated record
CUUCGUCCUGUGCUGAGUAGGGUCCAGCCUGGGAAGGUCCCACCCAGCAGCAGCCUUAUUUUCUGCACAGGGAGCAGGAAGGUCUGGCAGGCGAGCAGCUGGUCUGCAUGCAGGUAAAUAUUUGACUGGGUAUUUGCCUGUUGGGUGCGGGGAAGAGACUUGGCGAGGACACCAGCCCAGAGGAAGCAGUCAUAACCAGGAGCCCCAAGAACAAUCCAGAGACACUUCGUCCGCUAGUGCAUCGCCCACCCGGGCUUCAGGUGGCCCGUUACCAGCCAGAUGUUCACUGCAAACGCAAGGACCAGGCAGCUAAAUGGCACCUGCAGCAGCUCAGUGGACAUGGAGCUCUUUCUCCAUUACUCCCUCAUCCCAUCACUUUUCAUCAUUUUGGUCUUGUCCCUCCUACAAAGACGAGAGCACUGUAGACAGACAGAGGACACCUCCUACCUCCUGGGGAACCACUUUGGAAUCAUCGUGCCUCUGGACUUCGUGGGGACUUUCAGUAACCGGUGGUCCUAUGGAAUCGCCUUUGGGGCCACAGCCAAUAAGAUCAUGUUCUUGUUCUCAGAAGGCUACCAGCCCCUGCAGGUCCCGCAGUGGGCCCAAGCCUUUGUGCUUCUGAUCGGAGGCUUCGAGGUCGGCCUGUCCUUCUUCCCCUUCUUCGCCUGCCUCUCGUCCGAGUUCCGGCUGACCAGCUCCAUCCUGGGCUUCUGCUACUCCCUGCUCUGGCUGGAGCCCCUCAGAGUCCUAAACCCAAACCAGACAGGUGCCUUCCUGUGUCCUUUCCCACAGGAGGAAAAGCCCCUGCUGGAAGCUCACCAGGCCGAGCACGUCAAACAGCUCCUGAGGAAGGCCUGCCCACGAGAGAGAAAAAAGUCUUGGUUCCAAACCAGGGUAUAUGACUGGGACCCCUGUUUUCAAUUCCCAAGCAGAAUGGUUGGAACUAUCGUGUUGGCUUUCAUCUGCCUGUAUCUCUUCAUCAUCAUUGAGUUCUGCAUGUUUGUGUUCGUGAGAGACAAGCUGGAUGUGUUUGAAGGCAAGCUGGAGAGUUAUGUCGCCUUAAUGAACGAGACGGGGACCCUGACCCCAGUCAUCUUGCAGGUGAAGGAGCUGAUCAGCGUCUCCAAAGGAGUCUGGGUGGCUACCAUUUUACCUGCAUCUCUCACGAGUGUGAGCUAUCUGUUCCAUAUUUUGGCUUGUUACAGAAAGCACAUGAAGAGGCUGUGGGCAGGAGAUAAACACUUUCUCCCUUUGCGGUUCCACAAUCCUUCUCCGUCCGAGAGUGUGGUGGCCAUUGCAAGGUACUCCGGCUGGCAAAUAGCUUAUAUUCUGUGGGGCUACCUCAUCAUCCAUGUGAUGCAGAGCCUGUGUGGCCUGAUGAUCAUGUAUGGCCUGGUGCUUCCUGUCACCCACCACAGGGGCCUGGAGAUGCUCCGAAGGCUGGGACUUGGGAUCCUCACCAUCUCCAUCAUCCUGGGCCUCAUGAUCCUGCAGAUGUGGAUUGCCGCCAGCUUCUUCCUGCAGCCCAAGCUGGGCCCAGGGGACAAGCAGAAGCCCUUGGCUCUCAAUAACAGGAAAGCCUUCCACAACUUCAACUACUUCCUAUUCUUCUACAAUGUGCUGCUGGGCCUGGGCGCCUGCCUCUCCAGGUUGCUCAUCAGUUGCAUCCUGGGCACGUGGCUGAUUGCGCGCAUCGACAGGACCAUCAUGCAGAGUGGCUAUGAGGGAGCAGACAUGGGGUUCAGCGCGUGGAUCGGCAUGCUCUAUGUGGACCAUUAUCACACCAACCCUGUGCUCGUCAGCUUUUGCCACAUCCUGAUCACAGGCCACAGGGAGAGGAAGCAGCAGAAGGCCAUCAAAUACUGGUGCCUGGACCAAUCAGCAGGUCCCCGCAUCUCAGCUAGGUCCAGGACGAGGUGGCGCCUGCUGCAGACCCUGAUCAACAACCCCAGACUCAUCAUGCUCAGAAAAUCAAAAUCAGGACAUGGUUCUCAGGAGUUUACCCAGAUUCUGUUGACGUGCUCAGAGAGCUGACACUGGCUACUCACAUCUGCUCCAAGGCCAGGUCAGGUCGUCUGCUCCUGAGAGAAGGCUCAGGCUAACCAGCAGCUAUUCCCUGUGAUGGGAGGGGGUGGCACAGGCACUGUCCACGCACAUGGCAGACAGCAUUGUGGCAUGGCCACCUGGACUGAGGGUCGAAGUUUCAGGACUAUUUUGCUCUUUUAUGAAAAAAAAAAAAGAUAAAAAACUAAAGAAAAGGUUUUUGAGCAAACUUUAUCCAUGGAUACUUCUACUAUCCACCAUUGUUAAGAAGCCCAAAGCUUGACUCCGAGGCAGAACUUUGUCACUGAAGAAGGUGGUAAAAUGUUUACAUCAUAAAACUCUGAUUUCCUAGAACAGAGUGUGGUCCUCAAUUCUAUGGAGUCCUCAUGGCUUUCUUCUUUCCAGUCUUUAGGGUGGUGGGAGAGAAGGAAACCGAACACCUGGGAAGAUGAGCAGGUACAGAGCACUCUGUCCCAUGGCAGCUGGGGGUGAGGAGUGGAUCAGAGCUGACCUGGGCCUUGCUUGCAGAGAAGAUGCUCAGACUCUCUCUGACCAGGGUGGGAUCACCUGGGUGAACCACCUGUCUGAGGAAGCAGAGACGGGGUAGGCAGGCAUUUCAGGCAGGGGACACUAAGACCAAAGUGGUAUAAGCAGACAUGCCCCAGCAUGUGUGAUGAGGGUGAACUUUGACGCAUAUCGGGGUACAGGGUGCCAUGGGUUGGUUAGGACCACUCCAAGCACCCACAGAUGCCGGGUCAGUAGGCUUGGACAUUUGUUUUUGUGCAGAGUCCAGAACUUGCCCAAAUUUUUAAUGCUCAAGCAUAAAGUAUCUGAUGACCCAAGAUCUGUGUAAAGUUUGAUCAACCAUUCAAAGUCCCUCAUGAGCCUGGGAAAGUGCCCUGAGGACCCCCCAACAUUGUAGAGGAAAAUCCCCAUCCACCACAUGAAUCCCAGAGCAACUGUAAUUUGGUUACCAGUAUGAAGUACGUGGUGUAAACUUAGUCCUGUGGCUAGGUCUAUUUGCCAGAGUUCUCUCUGUUAGCUUAAUCUCCACAACCAAGCUUUGCCAUUCUGCAUUUAACAACAAAAAAACAAGGACUCCCAUACCACACUUUGAAGCUGUUUGACAUUGGCCAAAUUACUUUGCCCUUCUCCAUGUACUUUCCUUAUCUAUAAAAAGAAACCCCAUAAGAUAAUACCCCUAGCAGCCAAAAUUAUUUUAAGGAUAAAGUGAGUUAAUAAAUAUGAACACUCUGAAGCUAGUCUCUAUCUUAUCCUAAACUCUUAAAAGCAAAAGACUUGACUUUGUAGGUUGCUGUGACUUGAAUAUGGGUUGUGUCUCCUAAAGGUUCAUGUAUUAAAGCCUUGUUCUCCAGGGUGGCACCUUUGGUGAGGCCUAGUGGGAGAUCCUUAGGUCAUCUGGGGUGUGCCUUCAAGGGGACUGUGGGACCUGGGUCUCUUCUCUCUGUUUCUUACCAGAUGGAGUGGGUGUCACCAUUUGCUCCCACCAUUUGUGCUGCUUCCUUGGAGGCCCAAGGCAAUGGGCCACUUGACUGUGGACUAGAACCUCCAAAAACACGAGCCAAAAGAAACCUCUGUUAUUUAUAAGUUAAUUAUUUUAGAUAUUUUGUUACAGUAACAGGAAGCUGACUUAAACAGAUGUCAUUUUCACAUAAAGAUAUCCAAGUGGCUAACAAGUACAAGAAAAGGUGCUUCACGUUAUAUUAUAACACAUCAGAAGACACAAAUUAAAACCGUGCUGUUAUACCACCACAUAAUGACUACGAUGAAAACUGGUGACACUAUCAAGUGUUGAGGAGGAUUCAGAGCCACUGGUACUUUUGUGCACUGUGGUUGUGAAAACUGUUAUAACCACUUUAAGAAAUUCUUUAAUGGUUUCUUCUAAAGAUAUACAGAUACAGACUCUAUGACCCAACAAUUCCAAUCUUAAGUAUAUGCCCAAGAGAAAUACCUACAUAUGUUCACCAUGCAAAAGAAUGGUCAAAAACAUUAUAGAUAUAGUCCCAAAUUGAAAAAAAAAAAAA